Messenger RNA from Sinocyclocheilus rhinocerous, 1116 nucleotides. Its product is annotated as F-box only protein 5-like. Lineage: Eukaryota; Metazoa; Chordata; Actinopteri; Cypriniformes; Cyprinidae. The coding region runs from base 190 to 1116 and encodes 308 amino acids. The transcript is spliced from 5 exons. The record is from RefSeq and is a predicted model, not a curated record. Gene Ontology annotation, molecular function: protein binding. Gene Ontology annotation, cellular component: nucleus. Gene Ontology annotation, biological process: regulation of mitotic nuclear division; negative regulation of meiotic nuclear division.
UUUGGUCGCCAAAUUUCAAAUGCUUUUGCAAGUGGCGCUUUUUCUCCAAACUCACUGACUAUUGUGUUGCCACUUAAAUGCUUGUGCUGCCACUGCAAUAGCGACCAGGACACGUUUCUAAGGACAUAUGAGGAAUAUAUAAAAGUGGUUUUCUAUUUUAAAGUUUGCUGUGUCUGGAUCAGCCUCAAUAUGAAGUGUCCAAGCUACAGUGAGGAUUCACCAAUUUUAUGCCACAUGGAGAAAGCUGAAACAGACCUCGGUGAGAUGAAGGGCCACACGGUUUCGCCACGGAAAUCAGCCCCGCCGCGCUCCCCCGUGGCAGCCAACAUCUCCACUCCUAUGGAGGCCAGAAGCAAAGGCCCCCACAAUAAAGAAAACUACCAGAAUAAGCGUCAUUCUCUAGAGGUGGCGUCAGACGACGAGGUGAUUCUCAGCAGUAGCGGCCUAACUGAGGACAGCGGCUACCUUUCGCUACAAAACAGCCGGGUGGAUCAUGGGGAUGUGGAUGGCGCGGACUCGCUGGAGAGGAGUGAAGAGAAAUGUGUGUCCUCUCAGUCCUUGGAUGUGGAGUGUCAUUCUGCGCCCUGUCUGCCCGUGUUGAAGUUUCAGGAGGAGGUGUGCAGAGAACUGGCUAAAAGCUUUAAAAAGAGCAAAAGUUACGACUGGACUGUCGUUGAUAAGGUUGCAGAGAAUUACGGGCUGCAUAAUGUGAUCGGUGGGAAGAUGGGACGGCAGUUUGUGGACAUCCUUUGCGGCCUGUUGAGGAAAGACAUGAGGCAUAUCCUUGCCAGGAUAUUGGGCCUGUUGGGAGAUUGUGAUUUAGUGAGCUGUAAAAAAGUGAGCCAGACGUGGCGGAAAAUCAUUUGUGAAGAUCAGGUGGCCCUUCGGCGCUGCAGAGAAGCAGAAAGAACGUUAAGGGACUCUGGCCGCCCCACGGGCUCAUUAUCACGAGACUUCACCUUGAGCAGGGUGGUGUUCUCCUGCAUGCAGACCGUCGCCUCUACGCCCGUUCACAAGGCCAUUAAGAAGCCGCAGUGCAAGACGGGUGGAGCACAAAACGCAUCCAAGCCAAGUCGCUUCCAACAGUUUCAUGAGGUUGCCCGAUCGCCGAAAUAA